This is a messenger RNA of Osmia lignaria (orchard mason bee), 2134 nucleotides long. RefSeq names its product hexamerin 70c (gene Hex70c). NCBI's taxonomy places the organism in Eukaryota, Metazoa, Arthropoda, Insecta, Hymenoptera, Megachilidae. The record is from RefSeq and is a predicted model, not a curated record.
AUGCUGAAGGUAGCGCUCUUGUUGGCGCUCGGCGGCAUGCUAUGCGUUGCCGAAGGCGCGAAAUUGAGCGGAACUCAUACAGCCGACAAGAACUUCUUGGACAAACAGAAGAAGCUCUACAAUAUCCUGCUCUAUAUCAGACAGAACGAUCUGAAAGACACGGAUUGGUACAACACCGGCAUGCACUAUGACAUCAGCGAAAACAUGGACAAUUACAAAAACCAGACUGUUGUCAAACAGUUCCUCUGGAUGUACAAGCGAGGAAUGUUCCUUUCCCGCGGUGCCAUCUCCAACCAGUACAACCAUGAGCAACGGUACGAAAUGCAAUUGUUGUUCGAUCUGUUCUACACCGCCAAGGACUUCGAGACCUUUUACAAAACUGCUUGUUUCGCUCGGAUAUUCAUGAACGACGGCAUGUUCACCAUGGCCUUUACGACCGCAGUUAAUUACAGAAGCGACUGCCAAUGCGUACGUCUGCCAAUGAUCUCCGAGAUCUAUCCAAACCUCUUCUUCGAAUCCAGAGUGAUCCAACAAGCACACUACCUUAAAAUGAUCAGAGGCACUGAAGUUCAGGAACGUACCUACAUAAUCCCUGCCAAUUACUCCAGCAAAUACAUGUAUCCAUACGUAGACUAUGAAUACAAGCUGGACUACUAUAUAGAAGAUGCCGACUUAAACGCUUAUUACUAUUACUUCCGCAUGGCGUCCCCCAUCUGGUUAAACAACAACAAACGCAAGGAAAUCUGUGGAGAAUGUUACUUCUUCAUCCACAAACAACUGAUGGCCAGGUAUAACCUGGAACGCAGAUCCAACGACAUUAGCAGGAUAGCAUCGUUCGACUGGAACAAACCCGUCUACCCCCUUUACUUCUCGAAUCUGAUGUACUCCAAUGGCGUAGCAGUUCCUAAGAGACACAAAUACGCGUCCCUCCCCUUUCACAAAUACAACUAUCUUAAAGAGGUCUUCACUCUGGAAAAUCGUAUAAUGGACGCAAUUGACUCUGGAUACUUGAUAGACACAGAAGGAAGGAAGAUAGAUAUCUACACUCCGGGAGGUCUGAACAUGUUGGCCAAUGUGAUCGAAGGAAACGGUGCUUCAUGCAACCGUCGAUACUACGGAAUGUACGAUGCUGUGGUACGUAACAUCCUUGGCUUCAGCUUUGAUAAACCCAACCAGAACGUGUCGAUACCCAGUGCUCUUGAAAUGCACGCCACCAACAUGAGAGACCCAGCAUUCUACAUGCUCUACUCGAGAAUCAUGUCGUUCUUCUUCAGAUACAAGAAAAACCAGCCUCAAUACACUGAAGAGGAACUGGUGUUGCCAGGAGUGGAAUUCGAAUUCGUUUCCAACGUAGAUAAACUCUACACGUACUUCGACAAGUGCGACACUGUUAUUAACAAUGCCGUGGCAGUGGACACCUUCACGAACGGAAAGAAAUUUGUUAUGAAAGCGCGUCGUCCUUGCUUGAACUACCAGCCAUUCAUGUACAACUUCACCAUCAACUCCAAAACUAAAAUGGAUGCUACCCUCAGCAUCUUCCUUGGUCCAGCGUACGACGACGUAAAAGAUGACAUGGUUUACCUGAAAAAAUUCUACUAUCAGUUCAUGCAAAUGGACCAAUUCAACGUGACACUCGUUCCUGGUCCCAAUAACAUUCAACGUAGCAGUUCAGAGUCUUCGUUGACAACAUCAAACAUGAUGGAAGCCGACUACUUCUACAGCAAACUGAACAAAGCCAUCAGCGGUAGUGAACCCUUCGUCUACUCCGAGGAAGACCGCAGCUUCCCAGAACAUCUGACUCUGCCCAGAGGUAGAACGGGCGGUAUGAAGUACAAGAUGUUCUUCUUCCUGAGCACGGUCAACGGCAACGACCCGACGAUGUGCUUGAACCCCGCGGCCGAUAAAUUCCCCCAAAAGAAAUCACUUGGAUUCCCUCUGGACAGACCCAUGCCUGAUACAUGGAACUACUCUAUCCCCAACAUGUUCUUCAAGGACGUGUACAUCUACGAGAUUCCAAAGGGCGAGGGAAUGAACUACUAAACGGACACUUUCCUUUUGGUGAAACUGGAAGCAUCCCUUUGUCGGUGAUUACUUAACCGCAAAGAAAAGAUUCUUUAAAUAAAAGAUUCUGAAU